Molecule: messenger RNA, 2196 nt
Organism: Acanthamoeba castellanii str. Neff
Lineage: Eukaryota; Discosea; Longamoebia; Acanthamoebidae
Product: Ehepsin, putative
Exons: 10
Coding region: 1-2196 (731 amino acids)
Cellular component (GO): trans-Golgi network membrane
Source: RefSeq, a predicted model, not a curated record
AUGUUCAGCUCGUCAUCUUCCACUCGUGGGCUGGUGGACAAGGCCACGGCUGACGACGAUGCUCCCACCCCCGGGUACUUGUACAACGACCUCGCCAAGGCCACGUUCAAGUCGCUCAAGGACUGCCAGGUGGUGGAGGACCAACUCCUCACGCGGCUCACCAAGAGCGUGCCGCCCGCCGUCAAGCUCAAAUGCCUGCGCGUGGCCAAGCACUGCGUCCUCAAGGGCGAGAUCUCCUUCAAGCGCGACCUCCAGCGCCGCCUCGGACCCAUCCGCGCCUGCCUCGAGUGCCGGGGGCCGCCGGACCCCAUCCACGGCGACGCGCUCUACCGACAGAUCAGGGACGAGGCCCAGGAGCUGAUGAAUGCCAUAUUCGACACGGAGGACAAGGCGAGGCCGCGCAUGGAGGGGACCGAAGGUGCGGGCGCCCCUGCUCUCGCCUCGCCCGGCGCCCCUCGCACCAUGGGCGGCUUCGGCGGCCACCACCCCGAAUCCGACAGCAGCAGCAGCAGCAGCAGCACGUCGUCGGCCUCUGCGCGCAUCUCCGAACUCUUCAGCUCCUUCAAGGGCUCCUCCUCCUCCCCCUCCAGCGGCGGCGGCGGUACUGCUUCUCUCUCCCACCGCCACGUGGCGGGGCUGGGGCAGGGCGGCGAUGCCUCGUUUUCGCGGCAGCCGGGUGCCUUCCCCUCGGCGGAGGCCAUCGAGGGCGGCGGUGACGGUCGCAAGUACAUGGCGGGCAUGGGCAACACGGACUACGACCCGCACCGCCACGCGCCCACCAAGCGCGAGGAGGGCCUCGUGGCCAAGCUGAUGCGGGCCGGCGAUGCGAUGGUGGGCGGCGGGCCUGCCGCCCCCACCUCCAACCUCUCCCGGGGCGCCUUCCAGGGCUCCUACCACUCCCCAGCCCUUCCCCGACCCGCCUCUUCCUCAUCGGGUGGCAGUCCUGGCGGCUAUGUGCCGGGGGUAUCUCCCACCGUCGCCGCCAGCGGCAGCAGCAGCGAGGGCCACGCAGCAGAUGGGGAGGGUCUCGCCGGAGUGGUGAGUGAGAACAUCUGGGAGCGGAGCGAUCGCGAGUGGCGCGCCACCGAAGCUUCGUCCCCCGAGAGAGCCGGGUCCCAUGCCGACCGGCCACGGGACGCCAUCGGUACCCGAAGCGGCGGCGACGGCGAUGACGGCGAGGAGGAGAAGGGCGGAGAUGAGUACGUGCAGCAGCUCGUCAACGAGAUCGCUCUCCCCGGGGGCGUGCGGGUGGCGCCGCCCGCAUCGGUGCUGGCCCAGUUUUGCCUCCGGUGCGAGUCCCUCUCGGACCAGCAGCGCGUGGCGGCCUACCGCCUGCUGCACGCCAAGCUCCUCGACCACCAAUCGCCCCCCGUACAGCAGCGGGCGUUGCACGUGGUGGCAGGCCUCGUCAAGAGGCGCGUGGCAGGCGCAAAUGCCUUCUUUGCCUCCCACGACCAGCCCCUCCGUGCCCUCGCCGCCAGCCCCGUCCCGGCCGCCCGGACCAAGGCCGCCGAGAUUGUGGAGGUCCUCCGCGUGCCAACGGCGGCCGGAGGGAGAGCUCCUUCCGCCGAUCACUGGAUCCACGAUGAAGACGAUGCCGGCGGCGACAGCGGCGGUGGAGGAGGAUGGGGCUGGCUUCAGGAGGAGGGCGCACGCGACGAGCCCCUCGUCCGACCGCCGGCCGCCACCUCGUCACCGACAUCGUCUCUCUUCGUUGGCCUGAGCGUGAACGAUGAUGACAGCACGGGCCACGACCACCACCGCCACCACCAUUACCACCACCACCACGAGCAGCAGCAGCAGCAGGCAGCAGCAGGGGGUCGGGCGUCUCUCCUGGGCGACGACCCGUUCGACGCCUUCCUGGCCCCGUUGGCCGCCACGCACGCCGAAGUCGCCCCGCCCCACUCUCCACUGGGCGGCGGCGGUGGUGGAGGCGGCAGUGGCCAGGCGUCCCUGGUCGAGCACCAGCUCCACGGCCUUUCCCUGGGGGGCUACCCACUGCUCCCCUCCACGUCCUCUCCGUCGGCGGGCACCUCCUUCGCCUCGCCGCCAGCACUAUCGCCAGCGCCAGCAUCGUCAGGUGCGGGGCGAACGCCCUCUUCGGCCGCACACCCGCUCUCCCUCCUUUCCUACCCGACGCCUUCCACCACCACCACCACCGCCGCCGCCGCCACCGUCGGCCUCUUCCUCGCUUGA